Drosophila persimilis is the source of this 1279-nucleotide messenger RNA. RefSeq names its product ionotropic receptor 21a-like. NCBI's taxonomy places the organism in Eukaryota, Metazoa, Arthropoda, Insecta, Diptera, Drosophilidae. The transcript has 4 exons. Gene Ontology annotation, molecular function: ligand-gated monoatomic ion channel activity. Bases 1 to 1248 code for a protein of 415 amino acids. Gene Ontology annotation, cellular component: membrane. The record is from RefSeq and is a predicted model, not a curated record.
AUGGUGUUUGGGGUGCGAUUCUCCCUCCCGGAAUUUAAGCUUGUACCUAACUCCACGCGUUUGCUUAUCGGCGCCUAUUGGCUCUUCACGAUAAUCAUUACAUCUUGCUACACCGGAUCGAUCAUAGCGUUUGUGACAUUGCCGGCGUUUCCAGAUACGGUUGACUCUGUCUUAGAUUUGCUCGGCCUCUUCUUUCGCGUUGGCACGCUGGACAACGGAGGCUGGGAGACAUGGUUUCAAAAUUCCACACACAUUCCCACGUCACGGCUUUACAGGAAAAUGGAGUUCGUAGGGAGUCUGGAAGAAGGCAUCGGAAACGUCACGCAAAGUUUCUUUUGGAACUACGCAUUUCUUGGAUCAAAAGCUCAGCUUGAAUACUUGGUCCAAUCGAAUUUCUCGGAUGAAAAUAUAUCGCGGCGUUCGGCACUUCAUCUGAGCGAAGAGUGUUUCGCUCUCUUCCAAAUUGGUUUCCUGUUUCCUCGAGAAUCUGUGUACAAGCGAAAGAUCGACUCUAUGAUUUUGCUGGCCCAGCAAAGCGGACUUAUUAGCAAAAUCAACAAUGAGGUAAGCUGGGUCAUGCAGCGUUCAACAUCAGGUCGCUUGCUGCAGGCCAGUUCGUCCAGCUCCCUGCGAGAAAUCAUCCAGGAGGAACGCCAGCUGACCACCGCGGACACAGAGGGGAUGUUUCUCCUAAUGGCACUGGGAUACUUUCUGGGCGGAACUGCCCUGGUAUCCGAAAUCGUAGGAGGAAUCACCAACAAGUGCCGGCAAAUCAUCAAACGUUCUCGGAAGUCAGCCUCCAGCUCGUGGUCCUCCCAAAAGAGUUCCGCACUUGGCCCAGGUGGAGAGCGUACAUCUGCCCAGAAAAUAGAGCACGACGAACGCAAGGCGGCGCAUCGUGACGCGGCAGACGAUGGCCAGAAGAUGAGUUUCGGAAUGCGGGAACUUAAUUUGACGCGCACAACGUUUCGUGAAUUAUAUGGGAAUUACAGCAGAGCAGAUCAGCAGCAAAGCUGUGGCCACAAGCCUUCGGAUCUCGUGCAGUCCCACGAGCACACCGCCCAGAACGAAUCUCUGGAUUGUUUGGAUGAGUUAAUAGCUCAUUUGGAGAAGGCCGAAGCUCAAAGUGACCCUUCUUCAGCUCAGCAGUUUUUUCCUGACGAAUAUUUUGGUGCAAACACCGAACACGCGAGCGUCGAAUGUUUUGGUCCAAACACAGAACAAUCAAGCGACACAACACAGAAGUAAAUAAUCAAAAUGGCGUAUUUUACCGAAAUGC